AUGGGACUGCAUUUAUCAAACCCAUUUCAUGAAAAUAUAUCCCUGAUUUUGAUGAUCUUGGCCUUUUAUUCCUUCCAAUAUCGCGUCGGUAUUGGUAUUGUCGAACGUGCUCACGAAUUCCUUUUAUCUGCUCAGAAGGACAAGGCUCCAACAAACAAUACCGCAAAAACAGUCGCUGCCACAUGUUUUACUUGUCUAGGCAUAUUGUUCCAUACCUUAGGUGACCUGGAAAAAGCCGAAACUUUAAUCGUGAUGGCAAGUCAGUUAUUUACCGAAAUUCAGGAAAGUGUUGAAAGAGAAAAACUACCGUUCAAAACAAUUACGUGUGACAUCAUGAAAGAAAUAUUACCAUCAAAGAAGUUUUUACCGUCAGAUAAAUAUUCUAUUAUGAAGGAAGUGCUUGCUGAUUGGAAUAGAUUCCUUGAACAUCAGAAACAUCACAAGGAACGGCAAGAUACCUUGGCUGAAGACUCAAAAACGUCGGAGAACUGUAGCAAUGGUCGGCAAAAUGUAGAGUUGUUAAUUCCAACUUCCGAUGGUGUGAAGCCUCGAGAAAUUGAUUCUUCAGAUCCUAAGACUGUAGGCUUCCAACGCAAACAGUGUCCCAAACUAAUCUCCCUGUUGAACUUGAAUAAUUUCGUGAUGAUGCUUCACUCAAUCCAGAAUCAUCCAACCUGGAAGUACUUAUUUAGAUGCUCUCGAGUAUAACCGGAAGAAAGGCAAUGUCCAUCAGGCUGUAAAAAUAUACACUUCUCUUCAAGCUCAUGAGUUAUCUUUUUAUGAAAGCUGUCCCUGUGAUAGUGUUGAAAAGUUAAUCAGCGACGCGAUCAGAGCGAAGGAAGACAACAGACUUAGUAGUGGCAUUGGAUCUUUAGAUCUUGCUUUACAGCUGCCAUCUAACUGGAGAGAAAAAACCAAGACUCUUAAAUUGCGUGGGGAAUGUUAUUUAUCCAGGGGCGAUUUCCGAACUGCUACAAUUAAUUUCAACGAAGCCGCUUGCAUUUAUUCCAGGGAGACAGUAGAAACCCGUGAUGACCUGUGUGAAUAUUCAGAAGUGUUGAUUGGCUUAAUAAAAAGCGAGACGCUGUGCCAGAAUGUAGCGGGUGCAUGGUUGAAAUGUCGAGAGGCGAUAAAACUGGUGUCUAAUCAUGAACAUAGAGAAUCCAUACAUCUGCAAGAGAUAGAGUUGCUUUACCUUGGAGCAAAAUGCCAGGAUAUUUUGUCAGAAAGUGCAGAAGAAAGUAAAGAUGAUAAGCUUGCCCAAGCUUGCUCUUUGUGUCAACAAGCUCUUCUUAUCUUGAGCCUGGACGUUGAUCAGACAAGGAACUCCAGUGAACUGAUGGAAGAACUUGGAACCUCGGAACCUGGGAAAUGUUUUGCCUUGAAAUGUGAAGUGCAACUUUUGUUGGCGGUUGUUUUUUUAAAGUUACGUAAAAAAGAAGAAGCAGAACGAAUUUUGAAAGAGACGCAGGAAUUUUUGAUGAACAUUCCCGACGCAUUUGAAUCUCUUUCUGCAAAUUGGCAAAAUUUGCAAAUGGUUGCAGGCAAGCCUGAGUUUCUAAGUAUAUAUCGUCGCCUAUUUUCAUGGAUUGGUCGAGUGUUAGUUAUGCGUGAUAAAAUAAAGCGAUCUAUUACUUGGCUGAGUGAAUCACUCUAG
Messenger RNA from Paramuricea clavata, 1657 nucleotides. NCBI's taxonomy places the organism in Eukaryota, Metazoa, Cnidaria, Anthozoa, Malacalcyonacea, Plexauridae. The record is from the annotation of a GenBank genome assembly.